Fusarium tjaetaba is the source of this 952-nucleotide messenger RNA. RefSeq lists its product as uncharacterized. NCBI's taxonomy places the organism in Eukaryota, Fungi, Ascomycota, Sordariomycetes, Hypocreales, Nectriaceae. The transcript has a single exon. The annotation marks the transcript as partial. The record is from RefSeq and is a predicted model, not a curated record.
AUGCACACUGUUCUCGCUACAAUCUCCGAAUGGGCCCCAUUUCAGAUAGACGCCCUUGGGCUAGUCACGAUCUUUGGCGCUAAGGAGAUGAACAUAUCUAUUGGCAGCUUGACCCAAAGCUGGGUUACAGAAUGGCUACCUGUCUUGGGGUCAUAUGCUGUAGCGAAUAACGAGAUUGCCGACCCAGAGCAUGGUUAUGUGCUCUAUAAUGUCACAGAUGGUGUAAUGGCCACCGAUGUAGCCGCUUGGUUUACCCGCUGGCUCGCUUGUUUCCCGCCUAAUUACGCAUCGACUGUUAUCAAACUCAAGAUGGACGGGACAUCCCUCUCCAUGACUCGAAAGUUAUCCGCCUUGAUUAUAGGUGGUUCCUCCUUCUCUUUAUCGAUAUGCCUUGCAGUUCUGACGGCUGAUAAAUGGGGAAUGGUCAAUGCUCUCGCCAUGCUUGGGCAGGUGCUUGUGAGACAGCAUAUGGUCAGCCAGCUGCGUGCCUCCAUGGACAAACGUAUCGAGGAGUUAUACGAUAAGCCUGGAGAACAUGUCAAGGCCUUUCUUACUUUGUCGAAUGGGAAGGCCGUAACAAUCCUUGGACCUCGUCAAUUGGUAGUGGGGUGUAUCGUCACUGAUGCUCGACCUCUACAUUCCCGCCUCUACUUCCUCGCUCGCGCUAUCGGUUGGGCCUUUUUCGCGGCACACGCCAUUACCCUUGGCAUGAGUAACCUGUUCAAUCAGAUAGUGACCGUUGUUAUCAUGCUGUCAGCUACAUAUCUAACUGCUACUCGUGUUGGCGAUAAUAUCAGUAUGAUCGGAUCGCGCCUAAGACUCGACGUCAAUAUGGAUUAUCCUUUGUGGUCACGAAGCCAAGCUUACGGCAGACUGAUUAUGAACCGUGACGAAGAGGACAGCAUGGUCCACUGGAGCUUAAUGCCACAAAGGAAGAAUACAGAAUGGUGGC